AUGACUGCAGAUGACCGGUACGCUGGUCACGCGCCGUCUGAGAAAAAUCGCCGUCAGCCGACUUGCAAAGAGGAGUGCUUGGAAGCCGCCAAGGGAAACCACAGCCUUUGCGAGGAGUGCGGUCCUGGCUUCUUCUGUCCCGGGCACUUUGCAGACCUCGAUCUUCGUGAUGAGGAGAUCGAGAAGAUCUGCCGGGCUCGGUUGGAGGCCCAGUGCUUCGAGCAGCUGCGCCCGCCCCGGCCACAGCGGCGCUGGUACGGGGCGGGGACGGCCCUGUGUCUAUUUGGGAACCUGGGUGCGGAGCCAGCGGUGGAAGCUUUCAGGAGGAACGUUGCGCAGGUGCUGGGAGCGGAGCUUUUUCUGGUGUCGACCGAGGCCGGAGAGGCCCAAGUGUCGGGCUUCCAGCCCUGGCGCCGGGUGGUUCUGGACGCGAACUCCGAGGACCCCCAGAGGCAUCUCGAGCAGUUUCCGGGCUGGAGGGACGUCUUUGAGAUUGAAGGCAACUUCGCCGGCGGCAUCUUCUUCCCUGGCUCGGGGUGGUUCCAGGUGCGCAGCCUCAGGCGCUGCAAGGAGCUCAUCGACGAGGAGGAGCAUGUGAGAGGGUAUCGAUAUCGGCAUGUUGUCCUAUCGCGGUUCGACAACAUGUGGCUGGAGCCCCAUCCAGCGCUGCCGGACGGCCAGGGCUGCUGGAUCCCCUGGUACCGUGGUGGCAAUGACUGGGGCGGCUUCAAUGACCACCAUGCUUUCUGUGACCGACGAAGCGCGGAGGUCUACAUGACCGGUCGCUACGACUCCAUCACCGACACGGUGGCACAGCGCAAGCUAAGGGAUUGGUACGAAAGCUGUGGGAAGUUCACGUAUCCGGAGAGCUUGAAUGUGGAGAAGCACAUCCGGUACAUCUUGGAGAAGGCUGGCGUCCCCGUGUUUCGGUUUCAUGGUGGUCCCUUCCGGAGCUGCGGCCGCACCAAAGGGGCUCCGGGUCCGGGAAAAGGCUGCGUGCUCGAGGAGGAGCUUGGGAUGCCAGCGAAGAGCAGCGGAGCUCAACUGGCGGACGCACUCGAGCGCCUUCGCUUGCAGACUGUCGCUGAGCCCCGGCAGCUGCCGCCGGCUGUGAAUCGUGCCGAUAGGGCGAGGUAUGAGCACCACCCUGCAUUCCGCGAUUUCCACAGCCGGCUUUGGCCGGUAACAGAGGAGUACCUCUUCGACUGGACGGGCUUGCGUUGGCCCCGAACCAUCUGCCGACGCGAGGCGACGGGUCCCCGAAGGAGUGAUCACUGGAUGGCGGAACAGGAGAAUUGGAAGUGGCUCUGCCAGGUCAAUGUGGCCCACCUAAGGUCGGGGCUGCAGCUUGCGUACCCGCCCCUUCCCAUGGUGGAUUCGAGUUACUUCUUAGCCAUCGUGGUCGGGGAGGCCGUUCUGAACAGUGAGGCGGAGAAGCCCCGGCCCUUCGUCAUGGGGACUGCCGGAACGAUGCUUGGGCACUGGGCAGCCCGCGCAGGGAAACUCUCCCAGCGAAGGGCUUUGGGACCUCCGCAGAUCUUCGUCGCAGAGGUCGCCGAGAGCGAGGAGUGGUUCUGCAGCCUCCUCUGGCAAGUCUUUCUGGGCGAUUUGCAAUCACCCUCCCUUGGCUGUGGCCUGAGAUCUCUGGCAUCGUUGUCGCUGUGGCUGGAAGAUCAAGCCCAUGUGGACCUCCUCCUCCUCACUUUCAGUGACCUCACCCUCGCCUGGCUCCGGGACUUUGCGGCCCCGCUGCGGGACCGCGUGGAGGCCUUGGCAGUCGUGGACUUGCCUGUGGAGGAGAAAGGCCCCGUCCUCGAGCUCCUCGAUGGCUGGGUUGUGGUCCACGACUCGACGUGCCCGGACAGCUGUUUUGUACAGACCAGCUACGGACCGGUGGAGGUGCACAGAGGCACUAUCAUUGCCAGAUCCUCAGAAAAAAGGCAGCCUUUGGACAGCGGGAUGCAGAGGGUGUCGGUUUUGCUUUCCUAA
Symbiodinium sp. CCMP2456 is the source of this 1989-nucleotide messenger RNA. NCBI's taxonomy places the organism in Eukaryota, Dinophyceae, Suessiales, Symbiodiniaceae. The record is from the annotation of a GenBank genome assembly.